AGUAGGCAAAUGGAAAUGAGCCUACUUACAAUUUCUCCUUCAACUCAUAGUUCUGUUUCAUCUGGACUGUUGAAGCUUAGCAUCUUUCUACUACUUAGCCUUCCUGACUCAAAAGGAAAAGCCAUUUGGACAGCCCACCUAAAUGUAACAUUUCAGGUGGGGAAUCGGAUUAUAUCAGAAUUGGGAGAAAGUGGAGUGUUCGGGAAUCAUUCUCCUCUGGAAAGGGUGUCUGGUGUGGUGGUACUUCCUGAAGGAUGGAAUCAGAACGCUUGUAAUCCUAUGACCAAUUUCAGCAGGCCUGAGCAGACAGACUCUUGGCUGGCCCUCAUUGAACGGGGAGGCUGUACCUUUACACAUAAGAUCAAUGUGGCCGCAGAGAAGGGAGCAAAUGGGGUGAUCAUCUAUAAUUAUCCAGGUACGGGCAACAAAGUAUUUCCCAUGUCUCAUCAGGGAACAGAAAAUAUAGUCGCAGUGAUGAUAGGCAACUUGAAAGGCAUGGAACUUUUGCACUUAAUUCAGAAAGGAGUCUGUGUAACGAUCAUAAUUGAAGUAGGGAGAAUGCACAUGCCAUGGCUGAGCCAUUAUGUCAUGUCUUUGUUUACCUUCCUGGCUGCCACAGUUGCCUACCUCUUCUUGUACUGUGCCUGGAGACCGAGAGUGCCUAAUUCUUCCACCAGGAGACGAAGACUGAUAAAGGCAGAUGUGAAGAAAGCUAUUGGUCAGCUUCAACUGCGAGUACUCAAAGAAGGGGAUAAGGAACUAGAUCCAAAUGAAGACAACUGUGUUGUUUGUUUUGACAUAUACAAACCCCAAGAUGUAGUGCGCAUUUUAACUUGCAAACAUUUUUUCCAUAAGGCUUGCAUUGACCCCUGGCUUUUAGCACAUAGGACAUGCCCCAUGUGCAAGUAUGACAUUCUGAAGACUUAAGAGACUCAGAGAAUCUUCUGAAGAUGUAACUGAGUCUUUCCAAAGGUUAAAAUUAGAUGAA
Molecule: messenger RNA, 988 nt
Organism: Choloepus didactylus (southern two-toed sloth)
Lineage: Eukaryota; Metazoa; Chordata; Mammalia; Pilosa; Megalonychidae
Gene: RNF148
Product: ring finger protein 148
Exons: 1
Coding region: 10-927 (305 amino acids)
Source: RefSeq, a predicted model, not a curated record